AUUCCCGCCCAUUUUGAAGAACAAUUUACCGAAUUUCUCUUUGGGCUCUAGGGUUUGGCUCAUCCCCUCCAAGCUGGCCUCGAUUCUCUGUGAGAUGCUUUCCGCUUCAUAGUCUCUCAAACCCUAAACCCGAAAAUGAGUGCUCCCAGUCCCAUGGAGAUCUCUCUGCAAAACCCCCAAGACAAGGAGAUUCCGGACCAAAACGGCGUCAUCGCGGUAGACUCAGCUCCUUCUCCUAGUCUUCCCCAUGACAAAGUACUUGUUUCAGUUGAAGUCUCCCUCAAGCCCUCAAGCACAGCUCGGAUUGACGAUGUACGGUCAGCCGUUGAGAGAAUGCUUGAAAAGAGGAGUUUAAGCUAUACUGAUGGACCUGUGCCCGUGCCGCCCGACGAUCAGUUCCUGACGGAAAAUGUGCAAAGAAUCUGUAUUUGUGACACGGAUGAGUGGGUGCAGAACCAUGAGAUCCUUUUGUUCUGGCAAGUAAAGCCUGUUGUGCAUGUUUUUCAGCUUAGCGAAGAGGGAGCAUGUGAGGACGUAAGUGGCGAUGGACAACCUUCUACCUUUAAUGAAUGGAUUCUUCCUGCGAAGGAAUUUGAUGGGAUGUGGGAAAGCUUAAUUUAUGAAUCUGGUCUCAAGCAAAGGUUGCUGCGGUAUGCAGCUAGUGCGUUGCUUUUCACUGAGAAGGGUGUCAAUCCUUUCCUUGUGUCAUGGAAUCGCAUUGUUCUUUUACAUGGACCUCCAGGCACUGGAAAAACCUCUUUAUGUAAAGCACUGGCUCAAAAACUAUCUAUUCGAUUUAACUCCAGAUACCCACAGUGCCAAUUGAUUGAAGUUAAUGCACAUUCUUUAUUCAGUAAAUGGUUCUCCGAGAGUGGAAAAUUGGUUGCAAAGCUUUUCCAAAAAAUUCAAGAGAUGGUAGAAGAGGAAAACAAUCUGGUAUUUGUUUUGAUUGAUGAAGUUGAAAGCCUCGCUGCUGCUAGAAAAGCUGCUCUAUCUGGUUCUGAACCUUCAGAUUCUAUUCGGGUAGUGAAUGCGCUGCUAACUCAGUUGGACAAGUUGAAAUCAGCACCGAAUGUGAUAAUUCUGACAACAUCCAACAUAACGGCUGCUAUUGAUAUUGCAUUUGUUGAUCGAGCUGAUAUAAAAGCAUAUGUCGGUCCCCCAACUCUGCAAGCGCGUUAUGAAAUUCUAAGGUCCUGCUUGCAGGAACUUAUACGAACAGGAAUUUUAUCAAAUUUUGAGGAUUGUGAAAGCCUCAUGCUUCCUAACUACGGUAGCUUGAAAGAGAAAUUGAAUAUGCCUGAGGUUCAAGAUGCCCGAACACUACACAUGUGUAAGCUAUUGCUUGAAACAGCAGAAGCAUGUGAGGGAUUAAGUGGACGAUCUUUAAGAAAGCUUCCAUUCCUAGGGCAUGCGGCUCUUGCAAGUCCUUAUGGUUGUGACCCUAGCAAGUUCUUGAGUACAAUGAUAGAUACGGCUAGGAGGGAGCGUUCUGAGCUACCUGACUGAAUCGACUAAUUUUCACAUCUUGUGAACAAUGUAUUUUUGUUCUUACUGCAAACUGUGACUUAUAAUCUAAUUCAUUUUAAAGCAUUAGCAGCUUCCCUUCCUUUGUGAUGAAGAUUAUAGUUAAAAUUAU
Prunus mume (Japanese apricot) is the source of this 1639-nucleotide messenger RNA. RefSeq names its product pachytene checkpoint-like protein. Gene Ontology annotation, biological process: meiotic recombination checkpoint signaling; reciprocal meiotic recombination. Gene Ontology annotation, molecular function: ATP hydrolysis activity; ATP binding. Lineage: Eukaryota; Viridiplantae; Streptophyta; Magnoliopsida; Rosales; Rosaceae. Gene Ontology annotation, cellular component: nucleus; chromosome. The record is from RefSeq and is a predicted model, not a curated record.